AAGUGGAGAGGCGCUCCUGCCUGUCUGCUGCAAACUUUCCUUAUCUUCCGGUGCUCGGGACUCCUGUUGAGUACACAUAAAGUCCACAGAUUUGGAGACGUAGCCUACACUAGAGGAAGAAGUGGGAGGAUAGAGGGACAUGGUUGGAACCGAUAAGAGAAGUGAGUAAACCAGUUUGUGUCUACACGGAAAUUUUAUUAUCAGAAAAUGCGCAUGUAGCUGGCUUUUUGCUUUUACGCGUUGGCGUCGGGUUUUUCUACCAGGACUCUCAAUGGAGACGCCAGCAGCCGUGUAGCGGGGGGAAAGCCGACUCUAAACAACAGGAGAGUUUCUCGAAGCAUUGACGACAGAGCUAAGCCGGUGAAUCUGCAGUGAAGGAUCUUCGAUAAAAGCAGAAAGCCCCAGCCAGCAGACAUGAUCAACGUUGGCUUUCUGUCUGAAGCUGAGCAGGAGAUGAUCCUAGAGGUGCUGCGGCGAGAUGAGGAUCUUAGGCAAGCUGAGGAUCAGCGUGUGCGGAAGUUGAAGACGGAGCUGCUAGAUAUCAAGAGGAAAGGGGCCAAACGUGGCAGUGGAAGAUACAGUCAGCACAGUUGUGGCAGAUGCCUGGAACCUCUGAGUCGACUGUCCAUUUCCUCCAGCCAGUGCAAGAUGUGCAAUCACCAAGUGUGCCGCAGCUGCCGAACAGAUCUCCCUGAAGGAUCCUGGCUGUGCAGUGUGUGUGCCAAAGAGUCGGAUUUAAAGAAAAUGACAGGUGACUGGUUCUACGACCAAAGAGUGAACCGUUUCUCCACAAUGCCUGGACAUGACUUAGUGAAAGUCUCCCUGAAAAAGGACCCUCAGCUGAAAAAACGUGAGACAAUGGGAGAAGUGCUGUUGAAAAAUACUGAAAUAAAACCAGAUCAUCCCACUCCUGUGCCUCGAGUCAGACAGAAAAAUCUGGCGGAAAACAGUCAUCAAAGCGAUACUUCAGGAUCAAUCGCUUCAAGGGAAUCAUUUGAAUCAAAGGAGGACAUUGAGUUGAAGCUAACACGCAGUGACACAGAGUCGGCAGAAAACGCCAGUAUCAUCAGCAGUAAAACCGAGACUGAGUCUCGUCGUGUGACCCCUGAGCCACCAAGGAGGGGAAUCCGCUCACGUCACUCCAGCCCAGAUGGAUCCAGUGUUUCCAGCCUGACUAUCCCAGUAAAAGCAAACACAGUCAGUGAUGACGGUGCCAAAAAAGAAGCAAACACUGCCCCAGAAGUCAAACCAGUCAGUCCAAACCCAGAGGUGGAGGUUGAUCGACUCUUCAAGAAGAGCAUCAAAAGAGCCCAAAGGCCUGCUGAGUCUGUGUCAACUCUGGACCUGCGUGAUGGACUUGAUGUAUCAGAAGCAUCAAUGGGCAACAGGAGCCGUUCUGUUCCAGGCCUCGAAAUACAGGAAGACGGCGAGGAGGAUGAAGAUAUUGACACUUUGGUUAACUUCCAUAAAAAAACGUUGGGUACAAGCUCCUCUAGCCUGCGAGACUCACAGAGCACACUGGGCAGCCUGUUGAGUAUUUACAGUGAAGCAGGAGACUUUGACAGCGCGGAGGUGAGCGGAGAAAUAGUCUUCUCUUUGAGCUUUGAUGAAGACAACCAGAGCCUCCUGGUCCUCAUCACGGGAUGCCACGGGCUGGCCUACGGCGAUACCCCACGGCAGCUUUCCCACCCUUAUGUCAAAUGUUAUCUGCUCCCUGACAAAUCUCGCCAGAGCAAAAGGAAGACGAGCACCAAGAGGAACACUGUGAACCCAGUUUACAAUGAAACACUGAAGUACUCUAUCAGUCGCUCUCAGCUGUUCACCCGCUCCCUGCUCAUAUCAGUCUGGCAUCACGGCCGCCUCAGCCGCAACACCUUCCUGGGUGAGGUGGAGAUCCCCCUGGACAGCAGAGACCUCAGCUCCCCGUAUGAGGACCGCAUGGCUCUCCUGCCAAAGGCAACGUAUGCUGUGCCGGCUUCUUCUGUUGUUCAGCGCAAAGGAGAGCUGGUGAUCUGUCUGAAAUACAUCCCACCUAAUGAAUCUGCAGCUGAGAAGACAAAAGGAAAAAAGGAUGCAGCUGAAGGAGAACUGCACAUCCUUAUUAAAGAGGCAAAGAAUUUGAUGGCGAUGAAAUCAGGUGGCACAUCAGAUAGCUUUGUAAAAGGGUACUUGUUCCCAACCAAAGCAAAGACCACAAAGAGGAAGACUCCAGUUGUGAAGAAGAGCCUGAACCCCCACUAUGACCACACAAUUAUAUACAAGGAUCUGACUCUGGAGCAGCUGAAGGGGAUGUGUCUGGAGUUGACUGUGUGGGACAAAGAGUCCCUGUCGAGCAACGAAUUCUUGGGAGGAGUUCGUCUCAGCUCUGGAAAUGGCACUGUCAAAAUAGGAAAAGAGGAAGUGGAAAUGGACUCAGUUGGUGAGGAGGUCAGUCUGUGGGAGAAGAUGAUGCAGUACCCAGAUUCAUGGGCAGAGGGCACUCUUCCACUGCGCUCCUCUAUGGAGAAAUCAAAGAGCGAAUGAGGACUGCAGGAGCCUGAUCCAUGGGAGAACAUCCAGUGACUAACAUGGGAGGAAGCUGUGGUGUUUGAGACCAAUGUGGGAUCAUUUAGAUUCAUUUUAUAUUGAAGGUUUAACAGCCCAGAAUUUGUCUAAUGGGAUACAACAAACAGCUGAUUGGCUGUUAGUAGACAUGCAGUUUAUUGGCACUCCAACAUCUGCCCACACCUGCUUCACGGUAUGGGGUUUACUUAAGCCUCUCCCCCGAACUGCAGGCCUGAGAAAAUGUGCCAAAGAUGCAGACUAAUCUCUCAUUUUAUUUGAACAGCAUUAAUGUAGUUAUUUUAUGUUUUUAAAAUCCAGGAUAAGGUAUACUUUUAAAAAUGUAAAGUCAUGCACAGCACUUCCCACAGACACACUGCCACUGUAUGUUGCUCCUUUCUUAUUUUAUGUGCAGAACUAUACUCAAAACAACACGCUGUAAACAGACAUACAUAAAUGUUGGUCUUGCAUGAUACAAAUGGUGCACAGUUUAAUAUAUACUAUAUUGUAUUUUCCAUAAACACUGUCUUUUAAAAAUUAUAUAUUUAUACAAGUGUCUUAAAAAAUGAUUGUAGAUAUAAAUGUCGAUUUUUAACUCCUCUGAGUGCGAGCAGAGUCAUGUUUAACAAAAUGUUGCCUUUAUUCUGUUCACUCAAUAAAAAUGGAUUAAGCCAAAGACAUGCUCAACUCUCACAGUACCCUCUGGGAGUCUGUGUGCUCAAGUGUCCACUCAAAAGCC
Molecule: messenger RNA, 3280 nt
Organism: Notolabrus celidotus (New Zealand spotty)
Lineage: Eukaryota; Metazoa; Chordata; Actinopteri; Labriformes; Labridae
Gene: sytl4
Product: synaptotagmin-like 4
Exons: 17
Coding region: 415-2523 (702 amino acids)
Biological process (GO): intracellular protein transport; exocytosis
Cellular component (GO): plasma membrane; exocytic vesicle
Molecular function (GO): small GTPase binding; neurexin family protein binding
Source: RefSeq, a predicted model, not a curated record